Molecule: messenger RNA, 1003 nt
Organism: Trichoderma virens Gv29-8
Lineage: Eukaryota; Fungi; Ascomycota; Sordariomycetes; Hypocreales; Hypocreaceae
Exons: 1
Coding region: 90-797 (235 amino acids)
Source: RefSeq, a predicted model, not a curated record
GUCCUGCCACACAAAAAACAAUACAACAGUCUCUGACAUCUCGACUUGGUCUAAGACAACACUCGUACCAUUCUCGCACCAUUGUCACAAUGAAGUUCUUCACUCUCGCCUCUGUUCUUGGCCUCGCCGCCAUGGCCCAGGCUCACAUGGAACUGUCAUGGCCUUAUGCCUUCCGCUCCAAGUUCAACCCCAACGUGCCAGAGCCUCUGCGAGACUACAGCAUGACCAGCCCGCUGCUCCAGGCCGGCGGCAACUAUCCUUGCAAGGGAUACCAGGUCGACUUCAACAAGCCCGAGGGCAAGUCCGUCGUCACUUGGACAGCCGGCGGCACUUACAACCUUACGCUCUCCGGCACUGCGACCCACGAGGGUGGUAGCUGUCAAGUCUCGCUCUCCUACGACCAGGCCAAAACCUGGAAGGUCGUCCACUCCUGGAUCGGCCAGUGCCCUCUCAAGCCCACCUGGAGCUUCACCCUGCCCAACGAUACCCCUGCUGGAGAUGCCAUCUUCUCAUGGACCUGGUUCAACAAGAUUGGAAACCGUGAGAUGUACAUGAACUGCGCCCACGUCACCAUCAAGGCCCGAACCGGCUUUGCUGCACGCAGCCCAUCUGAUCCUUACAACGGCCGUCCUUCUCAGUUUGUUGCCAACGUCAACAACGGCUGCGGUACCCUCGAAGGCAAGGACCUGCUCUUCCCCAACCCCGGCCCGGAUACCGAUUUCAGCUCUUCUGGCACUGCUCCUCCUACUGGCACAUGCAACACCGGCAAGCGCUUCGCCCAGCCAUUGACUGUUUAAAUUGGAAGAGAUGUAAAAAUUGAGAAAGAGUUGAAAGAGAGGUUUGGUUAGCAGUGGGAAGCUACCGGUUGUGGUCAUUCUGAUUCAGUAUAUAUAUUUUUGAGAAGACGCUUUGUAUAUAGUCUUUAAAACCAUUGGACUCUCUUUAUAUAGCCAAGUCGAAGUCUAAAUUGUCGAUAGUUGUAGAUAAAUUGUACAUUGACAUC